Anoplopoma fimbria (sablefish) is the source of this 504-nucleotide messenger RNA. Its product is annotated as protein FAM180A. Lineage: Eukaryota; Metazoa; Chordata; Actinopteri; Perciformes; Anoplopomatidae. The record is from RefSeq and is a predicted model, not a curated record. The transcript has 3 exons. The coding region runs from base 1 to 504 and encodes 167 amino acids.
AUGGCGCAGUGGUGGCCUCUGCUCAUCAUUGGUUACCUGUCCAUGUACCUGGCAGCCGCUCAGCACCACAGGAAAGCUUUGUAUCCAUCCGCGUAUAGGAUAAAGCGCGGGGCAUAUUCGCUGGUCAACCCCACGUUCCAACAUUCGAAGGAGGAUGUCGACCUGCUUUUUGAGAUCCUGCUAGCUGGAAUGCAGAUCCAAGGUGGGGAACACGAAAUGCUGAUCGCCGACAAGGAGCUGGCCUCCAUGAGAAGCGUGGACAAGCUGGAGGUCAUCUGUGAGGACGUCCUGCCCAAGAGGCUCUCGGACAUUCGCCGCCUGACAGCGGAGCUCGCCCGGCGCCAGCAACCUCUGAGCUGGCAGGACUUUGAGAGGACGAUGCUGACCCUGGUGUACGCCGCUCAGACGCUGGCUGGAGUCAGCAGCCAGCCGCAGAGGGAGGCGUGGACGGACGCUGUGAUGCAGCUGUUCAGAGCCAUUCAGAAAGACCUCCGACCCUCAUGA